Molecule: messenger RNA, 861 nt
Organism: Pocillopora verrucosa
Lineage: Eukaryota; Metazoa; Cnidaria; Anthozoa; Scleractinia; Pocilloporidae
Product: proteasome subunit beta type-3-like
Biological process (GO): proteasome-mediated ubiquitin-dependent protein catabolic process
Cellular component (GO): proteasome core complex, beta-subunit complex; proteasome core complex
Source: RefSeq, a predicted model, not a curated record
CAAUUAGUCAGCAGCCGCCAUCUUGAUCACGGUGGUGUGCUCUAGCUACAAAAGACUUUUUUUAGAAGAGAAAGUUCGACAAUUUAAAGAUAUACCUACGGAAACUUCAACAUGUCUAUUAUGGAAUACAAUGGUGCCGCCAUCAUAGCUAUGGUUGGCAAAGAUUGCGUUGCAAUUGCGGCAGAUCGACGUUUAGGAAUUCAAGCUCAAACUUUGUCUUGCGAUUUUCAAAAAAUCUUUCAAAUGGGUGACAAGCUUUUUCUGGGUCUUCCUGGGCUGGCGACGGACGUGCAAACCGUGUCAAACCGGCUCACUUUUCGCAAGAACCUGUACGAACUGCGAGAAACUCGUCAGAUCAAGCCCAAAACUUUCAUGAGCAUGGUGUCAAACUUGCUCUACGAAAGGAGAUUCGGGCCUUACUUUGUGGAACCGGUGAUUGCCGGGUUAGACCCGAAGACCAACGAGCCGUACAUCGCGGCGUUAGAUCUGAUCGGAUGUCCGAUGGAGACGAAAGAUUUUGUGGUGAGUGGCACUUGCUCGGAGCAGAUGUAUGGAAUGUGCGAGUCUCUGUGGGAACCAGAUCUCGAACCCGAUGAUCUGUUCGAAACCAUCUCCCAAGCCUUAAUGAAUGCUGUGGAUCGAGAUGCUGUCAGUGGUUGGGGUGGCAUUGUUCAUGUGAUAGAGAAAGAUAAGGUUACAACACGGACACUGAAAGCUAGAAUGGACUAGACAACGUUGCUACCGAAAAAAAUUCAGAACAUUACAAGGCUGUAACUUUGGAUUAGUAUUUUGAAGUUAGUAUUUUGCUACCCUUUGUUUUCAAGUAUAUGAUUAAACUUUGCAAAACUUUUCUUGUGAAAA